This is a messenger RNA of Dentiscutata erythropus, 277 nucleotides long. The record is from the annotation of a GenBank genome assembly. NCBI's taxonomy places the organism in Eukaryota, Fungi, Glomeromycota, Glomeromycetes, Diversisporales, Gigasporaceae.
AUGGCUCCAGUGUUAAAAUAUCUGGAUUUUUCCAAAACCUUUUAUCUCUACACUAAUGUCUCUGGCACUGGGCUAGAAACUGUAUUGUCUCAGAAAGGUGAAAAUGAAAAAGAGUACAUUAUAGCCUAUGCUAGUAAAGGCCUUACUAGAGCAGAGCAAAACUAUGCUACUACCAAAUUGGAGUAUUAUGCUAUAAUUUGGGGUGUGGAAUAUUUUCACCACUACUUGGGCUACAAACCAUUUAUUAUCAUAACUGAUCAUGUCACGCUUUACACAG